AUGCAUGAUUUCAAAUUUACCAAUCAGACCCCUGUAACCAUGCAUCUGCUUCUGAUAGGGCAAACCAUUACCACCCCCUUGAGCCUCACUUUAGGUCACUGGAGAGAUGUUCAGAUUCGAGCUAACAAUCUGUCAGUGGAAAUCAAGAAAAGAAAAUGGCAAACCCUCUGUACUUCUGAAUGGCCCACCUUUAAUGUUGGAUGGCCCGGAGAUGGGACCUUUAAUAUCACUGUUAUAUUACAGGUCUUCAGCCAAGGACCCCAGGGCCACCCGGACCAAGUCCCUUACAUAGUAGUUUGGGAAAGUCUUAUUAAUGACCCCCCUCCCUGGGUCUCUCCUUUCGCUCAUCCUAAGCCUAAGCCCGUUCCAGACCCCAUCCCCCUCCCAACACCCUCCGCUCCCCCUGUUCCCCUAUGUCCUGCCGAACCUCCCAAACCCCCUGUUCCCCUAUGUCCUGCCGAUCCUCCCAAACCCCCUGUCUCUUCCAACCUAUAUCCAGUUAUUGGUGAUUCUGUCUCUUCCCGGUGUCCUAAGCCAAAGAGGGUUCUUCCUCCUGAUGACUCCCCCUUAAUAGACCUCCUAACUGAGGACCCCCCUCCCUAUCAGCAUCCUCCUCCGCCGGCACAGGCCCCAACUUCCUCAGAUUCUGAGGAGGAACCAGAUAAUCCGCCGGAAGAACGCCACCCCUCACAAUCCCCAAUAGCUGCCUCAGACUUAUACAACUGGAAGUCCCAUAACCCCUCCUUCUCACAGGACCCCAUAGCUUUAACCGCUCUGAUAGAGUCCAUCCUAAUCACGCAUCAACCCACUUGGGAUGAUUGCCAACAGCUCUUGCAAACUCUUCUCACUACAGAGGAGAGACAAAAAGUUUACCUAGAAGCCAGAAAAAAUGUUCCAGGAGACAAUGGAAGACUGACCCAGCUCCCAAACGUGAUAGAUGCUGCUUUUCCCCUGACCCGCCCCGACUGGGAUUUCAACACCGCUGAAGGUAGGACCCACCUAAAUCUUUAUCGCCAGUUACUCAUAGCAGGCCUCCAUAAUGCGGGGCGCUGCCCCACCAAUUUGGCCCAGGUGAGACAGGUCACUCAAGGCUCAGAAGAAUCUCCGACCGCCUUCUUAGAAAGACUCAAAGAGGCUUAUCGUAGGUAUACCCCCUUCGAUCCCGAUAGUCAUGAACAGAGAGGAAAUGUGUCCAUGGCCUUCAUUUGGCAGUCAGCACCAGAUAUUAGACAUAAGUUACAGCGGUUGGAGAAUUUACAAGAUUUCUCGUUGCAAGAUUUAUUAAAAGAAGCAGAAAAAAUUUAUAGUAAAAGAGAAACCCAGGAGGAAAAGGAAGAUAGAUUAAGGAAAGAGGCAGAAGAAAAAGAAGAGAAACGAGAGCGUAAGCGAAAUAAAGAACUUAGUAAAAUCUUGGCCGCCGUAGUGCAAGGCAAUCAAGGAUUAGAUGCAGGAAAGCCAGGAAGGGAAGGAGACAAAAGAAGGCCUCGGGUAGACCGAGACCAAUGUGCCUAUUGCAAAGAGAGAGGGCAUUGGGUCAAAAGCUGCCCCAAAAGACCCCGUAACCCCAAGGAAGAUACCAGACAGGCCACAAGAUUAAUGGCCCUAGAUGAGGACUAGGGAUGUCAGGGCCAGGAGCCCCCCCCCGAGCCCAGGAUAACCCUAACUGUCGGGGGGCAACCAGUCACCUUUCUGGUAGAUACCAGGGCACAACAUUCUGUCUUAACCAAAACCCCAGGACAAUUAAGUGACCGGACGGCAUGGGUUCAAGGGGCCACCGGAGGAAAACAAUAUCACUGGACCACGGAAAGGAAGGUACAUUUGGCCUCUGGUAAAGUUUCUCAUUCGUUCCUCCACGUGCCUGACUGUCCCUACCCACUCCUGGGGAGAGAUCUAUUGACUAAACUAAAAGCCCAGAUCCAUUUCGAAUCAAAGGGACCCACAGUGACAGGCCCCAACGGGACUCCUCUACAUAUACUUACUUUGCAACUAGAAGAGGAAUAUAGACUGCAUGAGGGAGCCCCCCAACCUAAAGGGGACAUAAAAUUCUGGCUCUCAUCCUACCCAAAUGCCUGGGCAGAAACCGGAGGAAUAGGGUUAGCCACCCAGCAACUUCCCAUUCACAUACAAUUAAAGGCAACAGCCAUCCCUGUCAAUGUUAGACAAUACCCUAUGUCUAAUGAGGCCCGCCAAGGCAUCAGACCACACAUACGGCAGCUACUAAACCAAGGCAUUUUGGCCCCAUGUCGAUCACCCUGGAAUACCCCUCUACUCCCUGUCAAGAAACCUGGAACAGAUGACUAUCGGCCAGUCCAGGACCUGAGGGAGGUCAAUAAACGAAUAGAAGACAUCCACCCUACUGUGCCUAACCCCUACAACCUACUUAGCACCCUGCCUCCAACCCACUCCUGGUAUACUGUUCUAGACCUAAAAGACGCUUUCUUUUGCUUAAAAUUAAGUCCUCAGAGUCAACCCAUUUUUGCUUUUGAAAGGAAGGACCCAGAGUUGGGAAUUUCAGGCCAGCUAACUUGGACAAGGCUGCCACAAGGAUUUAAGAACAGCCCCACAUUAUUCGAUGAGGCCCUUCACCAGGACCUGGCUGAUUUCUGGGUGAGUCAUCCCUCCCUGAUCUUACUCCAAUAUGUCGAUGACAUCUUACUGGCCGCAACAAAUGAAAAGGACUGUCGAACAGGUACUGGGGACCUCCUACAAACCCUUGGCCGAAUGGGGUACAGGGCAUCCGCAAAGAAGGCCCAAAUUUGCCAGACUGAGGUCACCUACUUGGGUUAUGAAUUAUAUAACGGCCAGCGGUGGCUAACGGCCGCAAGGAAAAAGACUAUAUUCAGCAUUCCAACGCCCCAAACCCCCAGGCAAUUGCGGGAAUUCCUAGGGACGGCGGGCUUCUGCAGACUCUGGAUCCCCAGGUUCGCAGAAAUAGCGGCUCCCCUGUACCCCUUAACCAAACAGGAUGUCCCUUUCAUCUGGACCGAACAACAACAGCAGGCAUUUGAUCAUAUUAAACAGGCGCUCCUCAAAUCCCCAGCUUUAGGCCUGCCGGACAUAACUAAACCCUUUGACCUGUUCGUCGAUGAAAAACAAGCGUUUGCUAAGGGGGUCCUAACUCAAAGACUAGGGCCUUGGAGACACCCUAUCACCUACCUCUCUAAGAAAUUAGACCCCGUGGCAGCAGGAUGGCCACCAUGCCUGAAAAUGAUAGCAGCCAUAGCGGUCCUAAUUAAGGAUGCAACCAAACUAACUUGGGGACAGCCUGUCACAAUCCUGGCUCCCCACACAGUGGAAUCCUUAAUUCGUCAACCUCCAGACCGUUGGCUAUCUAAUGCUCGCCUUACUCAUUAUCAGUCCCUCCUCCUGGACACAGACAGGAUCCAGUUCGGACCUGUGGUGACUCUCAACCCCGCAACUCUCUUACCCACCCCUGGAGAGACCCCUUUACAUGACUGUCACCAGAUCCUUGCAGAAAUACAUGGGACAAGGCCUGACUUGACUGACCAGCCCAUGAGGGAUGCGGACCUGACUUGGUACACGGAUGGUAGUAGCUACCUGCAGAACGGAGAGCGGAGGGCAGGAGCCGCCAUCACAACCGAUUCUCAGAUUGUAUGGGCAAGCGCGUUACCAGGAGGCACUUCAGCCCAACGGGCCGAGCUAAUCGCCUUAACUCAGGCUCUCCAGCUGGCAGAAGGUAAGGAACUUAAUGUUUACACCGAUAGUAGAUAUGCCUUUGCCACAGCCCAUAUUCAUGGGGAAAUCUAUAGAAGGAGGGGACUAUUAACCUCUGAUGGAAAAGAAAUCAAAAAUAAAACUGAAAUAUUGGCCCUGCUGAAGGCCUUAUUUCUUCCCAAGAAGUUAAGCAUCAUGCAUUGCCCAGGCCAUCAAAAAGGAGAUAGCCCAGAGGCCAAAGGAAAUCGCUUGGCCGAUGAAACAGCCCGACGAGCAGCUCUAGGACCCCAACUAUUGACUGUGACUAUCCUCACUGGGACAGAGGAGAACAGUGAGAACCCCAUUUGGAGUUAUGAGAAAACAGAUUUGGACAUCAUUCAGAGGUUAGGAGCCAAUUACAACCCGGUCCAAAACCGAUGGGAAUAUCAAGGAAAAGCCAUAAUACCCGUUAAAAUGGCAAAGGAACUAAUAGAUCACCUCCAUCGGCUGACUCAUCUAAGUGCAAAUAAGAUGAAAUCUUUAAUGGACAGAGCCAAUUUAGAAAACUAUUUCCCCAAACGAAAUUUCCUCCUUCGGCAAGCGGCUGCAAAUUGCAGAGCAUGUGCUCAAGUCAAUCCUGGAAGAACUAGUAUCGGACCUGGAGUCCGAGUACACGGUCACUGCCCUGGUACGCACUGGGAAAUUGACUUUACCGAGAUUAAACCCGGCAUGUAUGGAUAUAAUUAUCUCUUAGUUUUUUUAGAUACUUUUUCAGGAUGGGCAGAGGCCUUUCCCAUCAAGAAGGAGACAGCCAACAUAGUUGCCAAGAAAUUACUGGAAGAAAUUUUCCCGAGAUAUGGAAUGCCCGAGGUAUUAGGGUCAGACAAUGGGCCUGCUUUUGUCUCCCAGGUAAGUCAGUCGGUGGCCAAGCUUUUGGGGAUCGAUUGGAAAUUACAUUGUUCAUACAGACCCCAAAGUUCAGGACAGGUAGAAAGAAUGAAUAGAACUAUCAAGGAGGCUCUAUCUAAAUUAUUGCUUGAAACUGGCUCUGAAGAUUGGGUCCAGCUCCUGCCUCUAGCACUCUAUAGAGCCAGAAACACUCCUGGCCCUCAUGGUCUGACACCUUUCGAAAUCCUCUAUGGUGCCCCUCCAGUUGUCACAUUCUUUGAGACAGAUAUCUCUACCCAUUCCCCUUCCCCCUCUAUACAGGCCCACCUGCAAGCCUUGCAGCUGGUCCAACAAGAAGUGUGGAAGCCUCUAGCAGCUGCCUAUCAGGAAGAACUUAACAUCCCGUCGCAGCCUCAUCCUUACAAAAUCGGCGAUACUGUCUGGGUCCGCAGGCAUUGAGCCACAAACCUUGAACCCCGCUGGAAAGGACCUCAUAUGGUGCUCCUAACAACGCCCACGGCGCUAAAAGUUGACGGGAUCGCAGCCUGGAUCCAUGCAUCCCAUGUAAAAGCGGCACACCCAGACGGGCAGACCGAACAUCCUCAGAACUCGGAAUGGACCGUCAGAUGCUCCCCAAACCCACUAAAGAUAAGACUUGUUCGCCAUUAA
Molecule: messenger RNA, 5211 nt
Organism: Mustela erminea (ermine)
Lineage: Eukaryota; Metazoa; Chordata; Mammalia; Carnivora; Mustelidae
Biological process (GO): proteolysis; DNA integration; virion assembly
Molecular function (GO): zinc ion binding; RNA-DNA hybrid ribonuclease activity; nucleic acid binding
Source: RefSeq, a predicted model, not a curated record